AUGAAGUAUCCACGCGCAGUUCACCCUCAUACACCUGAGAAGGCUGUGGUCAAAACAGUCGGAGAUGAUCAGAUCAAGCGUGUGUCCAUCGCGAACAUCCCAUGCAACGAUCCGCAAUGCCAUUGCCACUUCAUAUACCCCAAACUGUACCCCGAGAUUGAAGCUAUCGUGUGCGGUCCAGACUCAGGCCAGGUCUGCGAGCUGCACCAGCACAAUACCAAGCUAGACGUGGCGUUCGAUGCGGUCGGCAACCAGAUGUUCAUCAACGAGCACCACGUCUGUCCUGUCAACCGUCGCGUGUCUCUGGACGUUGGCGUGAUUCUCAGAGCCAAGGACGUGCAGUUCGUUAACCUCGAAGGCCUGUCCGACCACUCCCUCCUUCUGACCCUACGGAUCGGACGCACUGCAUCGGCCGUGCGAGGCAGCAAGAUGAUCCUGAAGGAAAAGGUGGUCGGCUUUCUCCCGGAUCCUCCCCGCAUGCGUGUGUUCGAGGAUCUGUACGAGUGUCGCUGGCCCGAGAAGAUCAUACAGAUCCAGUUGCCCGAGAAAAGAUGCAGGGGCUGGGAGACAGUGGCGGUGAUCCUCAAGACAUUCAAUCAGAUCACCGCGGAGAACUACUGUCGCAUGGCUGGAAUGAUGAUGACCCCCCUUGUGGGAGGCUUGAAUGUGCGCGCCAUUCAGAAGGAGAUUCAAGUCAUUAAGGAGAAAGGGCCACGCAAGGUUCGCCGCCACGAUCCUGUGUCAGCGAAAUAUAAGGUUGAGGUGAACGAAAAGGACAAAAUGAAGCGCAUCAAUCAUGCAUACGAAGUGCAUCUCAUGGCCUUCAUUUAUAGCUCAUCCCGGUUCACUCCACGUGAGUACAAGAACAGGCUGUCUUAA
Aspergillus saccharolyticus JOP 1030-1 is the source of this 879-nucleotide messenger RNA. RefSeq lists its product as uncharacterized. Lineage: Eukaryota; Fungi; Ascomycota; Eurotiomycetes; Eurotiales; Aspergillaceae. The transcript is spliced from 2 exons. The coding region runs from base 1 to 879 and encodes 292 amino acids. The record is from RefSeq and is a predicted model, not a curated record.